CUUUAGGUAUUACUUUCAUGUUUCACUUUCCAGGUUCAAACUUCAAGUAAAAAGUAAACUAACUGCAGACGUCACUGUAGUUAAAUGAAUAUAGCCCUAAUAAGUUUAUAAUUCAAUUACAAAACAAAAAUACCAUAAAUAACUAACAGUGUUCUGGCUCCGUUCUUUUGAAUUGUAGUGAUAUAUACAGUUUCAAUUAUUUGCGGGCCAGUGUUAAAACCUACAAAGAUGCAACUGACGGUGGAUCCAAGACGUGCUGACCGCGAACGUCGUUACAAACCUCCACCAGCAUCUUCAGCUCCCGCUGAAGAUCUCACUACAGACUAUAUGAAUAUUCUCGGUAUGGUGUUUUCAAUGUGUGGUCUUAUGAUGCGCCUUAAAUGGUGUGCAUGGACUGCGGUGUUCUGUUCCAGCAUUAGCUUUGCCAACUCUAGAGUAUCAGAUGAUACAAAACAGAUUGUCAGCUCCUUUAUGCUUUCAAUAUCAGCCGUUGUCAUGUCAUAUCUACAAAAUCCUGCACCUAUGUCUCCACCGUGGGCUGCUCUAACAACAUAGUCACCAAUUAUACUUUAAAUUAAUAAAAAUAUAUUCAAAAUGUUAUCUAUUAA
Vanessa tameamea is the source of this 608-nucleotide messenger RNA. Its product is annotated as protein Asterix. Gene Ontology annotation, cellular component: endoplasmic reticulum membrane. Gene Ontology annotation, biological process: protein insertion into ER membrane. NCBI's taxonomy places the organism in Eukaryota, Metazoa, Arthropoda, Insecta, Lepidoptera, Nymphalidae. The record is from RefSeq and is a predicted model, not a curated record. Gene Ontology annotation, molecular function: protein folding chaperone. Bases 229 to 555 code for a protein of 108 amino acids. The transcript has 4 exons.